UCCCAGAGGACAGUUUGAAACAGAGGAGGGCAGAGAGGGGACCUGGGAGGAGGCAGGGAGAGGGCGGGGACGGGGGGCUGGGGCUCAGCCCAGGGGCUUGGGUGGCAUCCUGGGCAGGGCAGGACAGGGGGCUGAGCUGUGGGUAGGGGAGAAUGCGACUCUCUAAAACCCUCGUCGACAUGGAUAUGGCUGACUACAGUGCUGCUCUGGACCCAGCCUACACCACCCUGGAGUUUGAAAAUGUGCAGGUGUUGACCAUGGGCAAUGACACAUCCCCGUCUGAAGGCGCCAACCUCAACUCAUCCAACAGCUUGGGCGUCAGUGCCCUGUGUGCCAUCUGUGGAGACCGGGCCACAGGCAAACACUACGGAGCCUCAAGCUGUGAUGGCUGCAAGGGAUUCUUCAGGAGGAGUGUGAGGAAGAACCACAUGUAUUCCUGCAGGUUUAGCCGGCAGUGUGUAGUGGACAAAGAUAAGAGGAACCAGUGCCGCUACUGCAGACUCAAGAAGUGCUUCCGGGCUGGCAUGAAGAAGGAAGCCGUCCAAAAUGAGCGGGACCGGAUCAGCACACGGAGGUCAAGUUAUGAGGACAGCAGCCUGCCGUCCAUUAAUGCGCUCCUGCAGGCAGAGGUCCUGUCUCAGCAGAUCACCUCUCCUAUCUCUGGGAUCAACGGCGACAUUCGGGCAAAGAAGAUCGCCAACAUUACAGACGUGUGUGAGUCCAUGAAGGAGCAGCUGCUGGUUCUGGUGGAGUGGGCCAAGUACAUCCCGGCCUUCUGUGAGCUUCUUCUAGAUGACCAGGUAAGGGCAGGUAUGCUGGGAGCAGAGGUGGACACUGGGCCAUCAGGGUCCAGCUGACCUACCAAAGACAUAGCCUUGGGCUGAUUUGAUUUUAUUCAAUGAAAUACACAUCACUCAUGUGUUCCCAGAACUGUUUAAGUCAUUCUACAAAUAUUAGCUCAGUCUCCCUAAGGACUAUGAAAUAGGAAUGUUUCUCAUCUUCCAGGUGAGGAAACCAGGGCACAGAGAGGUUAAGUAAAUUGCUCAAGGUCACACAGCCAGUAAUCAACAUAAGUGGGAUUAGAACCAACCAGAGAUGCUCCAAAGUCCAGACUCUUAACCACUGCAUCAUUCAGCAUUCCUGGAGGUGUUGACAGGGAUCUGAAACCGGGAAUCAGGAGAUUUGGCUUAAGCUCUGGUUUUAAGACCAGUUCCCUGGGUGAUUUGGGACUAAUUACUUAGCUCCAAGGCCCAGUGUUCUUAUCUACCAAGUGGAAGUUAUCUCUCCAGAGUGUUGUCAGAACUGGGGCCGUUCUUGUUUGAAAAGUCCUGGAUGGUGCAACAACAGUUCAGCCGGACCUCUGCCGUCCGCCCCAAUGUUGAGUCUCUUGCUUCUCCCCCAAGAUGGUUUGUCAGCAUUUUAUAUUCAAGGCACCUUCUCUGGACUCCCAAAAUGGGUCCAGGGAGGGGAAGUGCAGGGGUGGAGGGCUGUGUGUGUCUUUGGAUGGAUAAGUUUCUGAAAUGCUUCAUCCUGUGGCUCCCGAUACACACAUACCCCUUGGCCUGCACAGACAUCUUCCCUGCCUGGGUAAUGGGGAGGGAAUCAGCCACCUUCCCAACAUCGAAAGCCCCAGCUCUUUGCCCAUGAGUUUGAUAGUGCAGCAUCUCCUGUCUUGUUGUUAUUUGUU
This is a messenger RNA of Peromyscus leucopus (white-footed mouse), 1687 nucleotides long. Its product is annotated as hepatocyte nuclear factor 4-alpha. Gene Ontology annotation, molecular function: zinc ion binding; RNA polymerase II cis-regulatory region sequence-specific DNA binding; nuclear receptor activity. Gene Ontology annotation, biological process: cell differentiation; anatomical structure development; positive regulation of transcription by RNA polymerase II. The transcript has 5 exons. The record is from RefSeq and is a predicted model, not a curated record. Bases 153 to 857 code for a protein of 234 amino acids. Lineage: Eukaryota; Metazoa; Chordata; Mammalia; Rodentia; Cricetidae.